UGGGACCUCGGGCAAGUCACUUCACCUCUCUGAGUCUCAAAUGUUAAGAGAAGAAAUUGUACAAGAUAAGUGGUUCUCAGACAUUUUUGUCUCAGGACAUUCUUUACACUCUUAGAAAUUAUUGAGGACUAUAGCAAGCUUUUGUUGAUGUGGCUUAUGAUUAUUGAUACUUACCCUAUUAGAAAUUAAAACUGAAAAAAUUUUAGAUACUUGUUAAUUCAUUUUAAAAUGACAAAAACAAAUUUAUAUUAACACCAAUAAUGUUUUUCAAAGAAUAGCUAGAUAUAAAUGAAGUAAAAAGAGUGACUUUUAAAAAUUAUGUAUUUGCAAAUCUCUUUAAUGCCUGGCUCAAUAGAAGAUGGCUGUAUUCUCAAGUCUGCUUCUGCACUCAAAUUGUAGCUGAAUCACAUGUCAUGUAGUUUCUGGAAAAUUCCAUUGUUCACUUGUGAGAGAAUGAGAGUGAAAAAGCAAAUGCAUGAUAGUAUUAUUAUGAAAAUCAUUUUGACCUCAGAAACCCUGCGAAAGGGUCACAGGGACUGCCAGGGGUCCUUGGAACAUACUUUGAGCAUCUCUGGACAUGAUGAUCUUUAAGACCCCAAGCGUUCGUGUCUAUAGAGGCUGGGGUGCUUGGGACAGAAGGCGGAGUCAGGAGCGCGUGUCUGUCCAUCCCCACCGCCUCCACCCCAGCUUCGACUUCGGCCACCAACUACAGACACCUCAGCCCAGGUAUUUGGCUGAGGGCACUGACUGGGAUCUCAGUGUGGACGCCGGCUUGAGUUCUGCUCAGUUCCAGGUGCGGCCCGUCCCUCAGCACUAUCAGCAUUACCUAGCAACUCUUCGAAUGCACCAUUUCCCCCGAAACUCCUCCUCCACGCAGAUGGUCGUCCAUGAAAUCCGCAACUACCCUUACCCUCAGCUUCACUUCCUUGCUCUCCAGGGACUGAACCCCAGCAGACACACCUCCGCUGUGCGGGAGAGCUAUGAGGAGCUGCUGCAGCUCGAGGACAGGUUGGGAAACGUGACUCGGGGAGCAGUACAGAACACCAUCGAGAGGUUCACCUUCCCCCACAAGUACAAGAAGCGAAGACCCCAGGAUGGGAAGGGCAAGAAGGAGGAGGGAGAGGAGUCAGACACCGAUGAGAAAUGCACGAUCUGCCUGUCUUUGCUGGAAGAUGGAGAAGAUGUGAGGCGCCUCCCCUGUAUGCAUCUCUUUCAUCAACUGUGUGUGGACCAGUGGCUCGCCAUGAGCAAGAAAUGCCCCAUCUGCCGAGUGGACAUUGAGACACAACUGGGAGCCGACAGCUGAGGGAAGAAGCAGCCAGUGGACACCCCAUUUUCCUUCACCAGGUCCCCCCACGGCCAUAGCCCUUGCAGCCAAACUUUGCCUUCUGAGCCAUUUGAUGUAGAGGAGAAGCCUGCAAGCACAUUUUUGUGGAAAGAGGAGUUGGUGGUAAUCUGAGUCCGAGGAAAGGAGGGGGUGGGGGGAGGCCCGCCCAUGCAGAGUGGUGACUGCCCCGUCUGUCCGUCCGUCCGUCCGUCCAUCCGCCUGCUGCGCGGGAGGGAGGGAGCUGGCGUUGCCCGGAGCAGGGACGGGAAGGGGGGGCCACGCUGCUGAGAGUCUAGAGGCGUUCCUGCAGGUCCCAGCUCACAGCCCGGCCCCUCGAUCCUGUCCUUUGAAGGAUUGUAUAUAUACCUCUCGACCACGUAGAAACCAUGUAGGGGUCUCUAGCUAUUUCUGUGGAUGGCAGCCAGAGCAUGUUAGCUUCAGAAAAAAAUGUCGUGUGUGGUGCUCCAGUCAUCUGUGGUGGACAUGUCGCUGUUACCGAAUCUGCACCAAAUAUUUCUCAUUGAGUUUCUUGUUUUGGUGCCUGACUGAACCAACCAACGACAGCCCAAAAUCUUCCCGUCUUUACGAGAGAAAA
Messenger RNA from Cervus elaphus (red deer), 1922 nucleotides. RefSeq names its product ring finger protein 165 (gene ARK2C). The transcript is spliced from 7 exons. Gene Ontology annotation, molecular function: zinc ion binding; ubiquitin protein ligase activity. Bases 578 to 1306 code for a protein of 242 amino acids. Gene Ontology annotation, biological process: positive regulation of BMP signaling pathway; motor neuron axon guidance. Lineage: Eukaryota; Metazoa; Chordata; Mammalia; Artiodactyla; Cervidae. The record is from RefSeq and is a predicted model, not a curated record.